Molecule: messenger RNA, 1446 nt
Organism: Dracunculus medinensis (Guinea worm)
Lineage: Eukaryota; Metazoa; Nematoda; Chromadorea; Rhabditida; Dracunculidae
Source: the annotation of a GenBank genome assembly
AUGGGCAUUCAUAAACGUUUCAGCCAAUUGCGCUCUAAAAGCGACAAAAUAUAUCGGCAUGGUAUUGAAAAGAAAGGGAAACAUCUGUUAUCAAUGAAAAAUAUUAAAAAAGAAAAAUUUCUUCCAUCAUUGAGUACCCAAGAUUCAUAUUCCAAGCAAGCCAAGUUCAAACGCCAAAAACAGAAGAAACGAGAAGGAUCAAAGAAAUUUGCUGGAUUGAUCGAUGUUAAAACUAAAAGACGAAAAUCAAGUUCUAGAGAAUUUAAGGAAUCUAUCAAUUCAGCGAAGAAAAAAUUCAGUGUAAAAACGGAUGGCCUGCAAGGUCAUGAAAAUGAUUCCAAAGAAGCAAUGCCAAUUAUAAAACCAGCAAUUCCUAUGAAAAAAACUCUAUUGAAGCGAUCGUCGGAAAUUGAAGAUGUGACACCACCAUAUCUUAGUUCAGAUUCAACCAUAAUCGAGAAAUUGUCGUCAGACCGAGUUGAUGCUUCGAUAUCAGAUUUAAAGAAAACGAGUAAAAAUGAGCGAAAAAGUGAAAAAAUUAUUAAACCAACGGAUCGGUUAAACUAUAGGGAAAUAGCGACCCAAAUGCCGUCAUCUUCUGGUCGUUCUUCGACUAAACCCAUUCGACCAAAAAAGUCGGAAAAAACAAAAGGAAUGACGAGGAUAAAAAUAAAAAAGAAGGGAAAAGAUAAAAAUAAAGCGUCUAGCAGAACUUUGGACUCGAAAAUGGGUUCCAGCGGCCUAAAAAUUGCAAAAAAAGUCAAACAUAAACAAACAACUGAAGAAAAACGAAAAGCUAAAAAGAAAAAAGAUAGUACUUGUAAAAAUUUUGCUAUGUUGAGGAAGUCAAUUGGUGGAAGAAUUCUAUUUUCCGACCGUGGACAUAAAGCGAAGAAAAAGCAAAAAAUAAAAGAUAAGAAGCGUAGUUCAUCUGAUAAAAAUGUUGAAAGUGCAGAUUUUUCGGAAAAAUUUUCACAACCGAGUACCGAAAGCGGUUCAAAAACAAAAUCACGAAAAAACGAAAAAAAGCAAUUAGCUAAAUUUUCAAAUAAUUUUUCGCGUAAAAUAUUUCAACUAAAACCGAAGGAAAAAUUAAGGAAAUCUCAUAAAAAAAUGAUCGAAUGCACCAAAUGUGCACAAAAUUCUAAACUUCGAACACUAAAAACAAAGCGUUCAACCACAAAAUCAAUCGGUUAUUUAUCAAAUUAUUCAAAAAUAAUUCCCAUAGAAUUAACAAAAAAAGCAAAAGCAAAUAUUGCUAAAUCAAAUAAAGCAAAGUUAUUACAAAAGUCCUCUAAUAAGAAGCAAAAAGUUUUGAAAGAAAAGAUUAAUCGCCAAAAAAAAUCGCAUGGAACUAAAUCCAUGGACGAAGCGACCAAUUCUUUGGAUCAGACGAUGGAAGACGAGAUAAGCCUUAAAAUGCCAAGCAAGGCCAACGGCAAUUAA